AUACAGAAAAUUUCAAGUUUGAGUUGUCGAAAAGGAAUGAUGAAGGCGGUAUCGAUUGAAUCUGGAGAAGCAUCAAAGGCUGUUACAGGGCAUGGAGUGAACAGAGGACUCUCUGUAUUUGAUCUUGUUCUGCGUAUUGUUGCGAUUGUUGGAACAUUAGCAGGUGCUGUGGCAAUGGGAACUGCUGAGCAAACUCUUCCUUUUGUCACACAGCUUGUACAGUUUUCAGCUCAAUAUGAUGAUUUUGACUCAUUUAAGUUGUUCGUGAUUGUGAACGCAAUAGUCUGUGCAUAUCUUGCUCUUUCUCUCCCAUUUUCCAUCUUUCACAUUAUGAGGAGUAGAGCAGGAAAGAGUCGGAUCUUGCUCAUCUUUCUUGACGCGAUAAUGCUGGUUCUUCUCGCAUCUGGAGCUUCUGCAGCAGCUGCUAUUGUGUAUUUAGCACAUAAUGGAAACUCUUCUACAAACUGGUUUUCGAUUUGUCAACAGUAUACUGAUUUCUGCCAACGAUCUGCUGGAUCCCUCAUCAGCUCCUUUGGCGCGAUGUUGUGUCUUGUUCUCCUUAUCAUUUUCUCAGCUGUCGCGAUAUCCAGGCGAUAAAUGAUGCUUGAUUAC
Molecule: messenger RNA, 612 nt
Organism: Lycium barbarum (goji berry)
Lineage: Eukaryota; Viridiplantae; Streptophyta; Magnoliopsida; Solanales; Solanaceae
Product: casparian strip membrane protein 2-like
Exons: 3
Coding region: 37-597 (186 amino acids)
Source: RefSeq, a predicted model, not a curated record